UGUCUUUACAAGCCGCAGUUCAAUUGCAGUAAGCUAGCCAUGGGGAGAAGACCUGCAAGAUGUUACCGCCAGAUUAAGAACAAGCCUUACCCAAAAUCACGGUUUUGCCGUGGUGUCCCUGAUCCAAAGAUUAGGAUCUAUGAUGUGGGCAUGAAGAAAAAGGGAGUUGAUGAGUUUCCUUUCUGUGUGCAUUUGGUCAGUUGGGAGAAGGAGAAUGUCUCUAGUGAGGCACUUGAAGCUGCCCGUAUUGCGUGCAACAAGUACAUGACCAAGUCUGCUGGGAAGGAUGCCUUCCACCUUAGGGUCAGGGUUCAUCCUUUCCAUGUUUUGCGUAUUAACAAGAUGUUGUCAUGUGCUGGAGCUGAUAGGCUCCAAACUGGCAUGAGGGGAGCUUUUGGUAAGCCACAGGGUGUUUGUGCUCGUGUUGCAAUUGGUCAGGUUCUUCUCUCUGUUCGCUGCAAAGAUGGAAACAGUAACCAUGCACAAGAGGCUCUGCGUCGUGCAAAGUUUAAGUUUCCUGGCCGACAAAAGAUCAUUGUCAGCAGAAAGUGGGGUUUCACUAAGUUUAGCCGUACCGAUUAUCUGAAAUACAAGUCAGAGAACCGUAUUGUCCCGGAUGGUGUCAAUGCAAAGCUUCUUGGCUGCCAUGGUAGACUUGCUGCACGUCAACCUGGAAGGGCCUUUCUAGAGGCUGUUUAGCAAAUUGAAGUGGCAUAAUCCUACAAAUAGCACAUUAGUUUUCUACUUUUGUUGAUUGAAAAUUUGUGACUUGAACUUCUGUCUAUGCACGAACCUUGUCAGUAUCCAAUUGAACAUUUUUCAAUUAUAUUCUGUCUUUGAACUGCUAAAAGCUUAUAUCUUCCCCACUUGUGGGAAUAAACUGGGUAUGUUGUUUAUUCUGUC
Nicotiana tabacum (common tobacco) is the source of this 903-nucleotide messenger RNA. RefSeq names its product large ribosomal subunit protein uL16. Gene Ontology annotation, molecular function: structural constituent of ribosome. NCBI's taxonomy places the organism in Eukaryota, Viridiplantae, Streptophyta, Magnoliopsida, Solanales, Solanaceae. The record is from RefSeq and is a predicted model, not a curated record. Gene Ontology annotation, cellular component: ribosome. Gene Ontology annotation, biological process: translation.